CUUGUCGAUAGACCUUCAGCUAGCACAUCGUCGCUGCUUGCGAAAUGAAACGGGAGCUCAGUGAAGGGCAAGAGAUGUCUGAGGGAUCAUCGACUCCUCCAUUGAGGGCUCUCGAUGCUGGCAGCUCGCAGCCGACUCCUCCGAAGCGUUUCAAGGCGGAAGCCUCUCCAUCGAUCGAGGGCAACGGCAUUGACUAUAGAUCUCUGGCUUGCAGGGAGUUUGGCCCAUCAUACAACGAGUGGCCAGCUCCCGCACGAGCGAUACUGGCCGCUCAAAAAUUUAUCAUCGAGAUAACGACACAACAGCUCCCGGUAUUGAUAGCUCCUGACAAGGAUGCUGACGGUCUAUCUGCUGGAACUUUGCUGCACAAAACUCUACUUCAUCUGGGUCUUCCUGAGACUUGCAUCCAGGUUCAGCACUUGCAAAAGGGCAACAAUGUCCACUCUGCAAAGGAGGUGGAACGGAUCGCCGCUAGUGGUGUCUCGAGAGUCAUUGUAUUAGAUCAAGGCAGCCGACCUGGCCCACCGAUCUUUGACCCGGAUGAGGAUGGUCAAGCUCGAACACUGAUCAUAGAUCAUCAUUACUCACACGAGUGGCCAGAUCAUUCCGUCGUCCUAACAGCCUGCCACUCUCCACCUAUCGUGACUACAUCGCUGUUAACAUACCUGCUCCUGCGUGACCUCGCUCCGUCGUUCGUCAAAUCAGAAGGAUGGCGAGCGCUGGUUGGUCUGAUAGGAGACCUUGGACCCAACGCUGCGGAAUGGGGUCAGCCGCCCUGGCCCACAGAGCUGGGCAGACUGUCCAAAAGACUUGGCUCCAAAGCGUUGGCGGAUAGCGUCGCUGCAAUCAAUGCACCACGGCGCACAGCCGAGUAUGAUGUCCCAAAAGCAUGGAAGAUCCUCUUGGAAGCCAACACGCCUCAAGCGGUUGCCUCGCAUGCCUACUUGAAACUUUGCAAGCUUGAUGUCGGGGAUGAGACCCAGAAGUGGGCACGGACAGCUCCCAAAUUCUCUCAAGACGGCCGUAUAGCUCUUAUCACAAUCUCCACGGGUUUCCAGAUCCAUCCGGUGAUUGCGACCAGAUGGGCAGGAACGCUGGGCAGGAAGAGUGGUAAAUUGGUCAUGGUCAUGUGCGCAAACACGGCGUAUAAUCCGGAUGGUAGAGUUUCAUUCUCUUGUCGUAUCGCAGCCACAUUGAGGACAUUGCCAGAUGGAGAGCGUCCGAAUCUCAUACAGCUUUUACUGGAUAUUGGACAUGCCAUACCGGGUUUCAUGGAUAGAGUUGGCGGUGACUUUGCUCGGGGUCAUAAAGAGGCCACCGGCAUCGGCAAACCCCCGUCGCGAAAGAACGAGAACGUCAAGUCACCGAAGAAGCCUCGCGGAGCAGAUAGAAGCAUCCGCAGCUUCUUCGAGCCAGUGCCCAGAUGAUAAGAGGACGGCGAGAGAGACCGAUAAGAAUCGUUAUCUAGCGUGAUGAUUGACAUUAGGUGUGAAUGUGAGUUAUUCACGUGCAAUCUCUUAGAUUGCGAUAAGUCAGGGUUGAAUCAAUAACAGCAUAACCGUACCAGACAUUCGUU
Molecule: messenger RNA, 1576 nt
Organism: Kockovaella imperatae
Lineage: Eukaryota; Fungi; Basidiomycota; Tremellomycetes; Tremellales; Cuniculitremaceae
Exons: 13
Coding region: 45-1427 (460 amino acids)
Source: RefSeq, a predicted model, not a curated record